CGGGUGGCAACUCUGGUAUUAGGUCGCCAUCAGCUGAUUUCAUCCGUAAUCCGCUCAAAAAUAACAACGAAUUGCUUGAUAUGAUAUUACUAAGCCGGAGCGCAACAAGUGCAUUCCUUUUGGGCAGGCAACAAUUGUGGGGCCACCGAUGCGCCUCCGCAUGGACGCCUUUGGCGACAGCUUUCAAUGCGCCGCCUAGCCGGCGGAUCAACUUCACACGAGACGAUGUCGGAUUAUUCGGCAUGCCGGAACUACGAAGCUGUGAGGGCUUUUACCUGAUGAGAGACAACGUGGAGACGCGGACACAGGAGCUCAUCCUAGAAGCCACCUCCGACCAGCGCAGUCGCAAGAUGGUCGAUAUCUUUGACGAACUGUCAGACUCGCUGUGUAAGGUGGCGGACCUGGCCGAGUUUGUGCGGAUAGCUCACCCGAAGGGCAAGUAUUCUCAGGCGGCGGAGCAGGCCUGUAUUAGCAUCUGCGGUGUAGUGGAGAGUCUGAACACACAUCGCUCCCUCUAUCAGGCCCUCAACCAUGUGGUCAAGUAUGGAGACAAGCUGCCCUCCAGUGAGGUGGACCGCCACGUAGCUAGCCUCUUCUUGUUCGACUUCGAGCAGUGCGGCAUCCACCUGCCUGAGAAUGAGCGCCUGAGGGUUGUGCGCCUCAACGACUACAUCCUUCAGCUAGGUCAGAAAUUUAUGAACGGAGCAGCGCAGCCCAGCGUUAUUCCCAGGACACAGGUGCCGGAGGCCAUCCGCAACUAUUUUCCCACAUCGGGCGACAACGUGAUCAUCACGGGACUGUGCACUAACGCGGAAAACGAGCAGAUGCGGGAAGCUGCCUACCGGCUGUACUUGCAGCCAUCCGAGAGUCAGGAGGAGCUUUUGCGGGAUCUUCUGCUUUGCCGUCAUGAGCUGGCUCGCAGCUGUGGAUUCGAGACCUACGCCCAUCGGGCCCUCAAUGGCAGUACCAUGGAGACACCAGAGGUGGUCCGAAAGUUUAUUGACGAACUCUCCGAGAAACUGCGUUCUCGGGCCCAAGCCGACUUUGCCAUUAUGACCCAGAUGAAACGCCGAGAGGGCGGGCAACAGAGCGCUCUGGCAGAGAUCUGGGACACCCCAUACUUCACCACCCAGCUGAGGCGACAAUCGCUUGAAGAACAGGCCAAUGAGUUUCUGCCUUACUUCUCACUGGGUGGCUGCAUGGAGGGGCUGGACAAUCUUUUGAAUGCGCUAUACGGUGUCCGUCUUGAAAACACAGAUAUGGAACCAGGGGAGUCCUGGCACAGCGAUAUCUACAAGCUGUCUGUGAUACACGAAAGCGAAGGACUGCUCGGCUAUAUAUACUGCGAUUUCUUCGAGCGCGCUGGCAAGCCCAACCAAGACUGCCAUUUCACUAUCCAAGGCGGCAAACGGCUGCCCGAUGGAUCCUACCAGAUGCCCAUAGUAGUGGUUAUGCUAGGACUGGCGCAGCCUCGCUGGAGUGGGCCCACGCUGCUUUCGCCAGCCAGAGUGGACAACCUGUUCCACGAGAUGGGUCAUGCUAUGCAUUCAAUGUUGGCGCGCACCGAGCAUCAGCAUGUUACCGGAACGCGCUGCUCCACGGACUUUGCCGAGGUUCCAAGUGUGCUCAUGGAAUACUUCGCUGGCGACCCCAGAGUUUUGCGCACUUUCGCUCGUCAUUUCCAGACGCAUGAGCCCAUUUCCGAAGACAUGCUGAAGAGGCUGUGCGCCUCAAAGCACCUGUUCGCCGCCAGCGAAACGCAGCUGCAGGUAUUUUACUCCGCUUUGGACCAGGAGUACCACGGAGCGGCGGCUCAACAGGGCGUGAGCACCACAGAGACGUUAAAAUCAGUGCAGAGCCAAUACUAUGGUCUGCCUUACGUGGAGAACACUGCCUGGCAACUGCGCUUCUCUCACCUAGUCGGAUAUGGAGCCAAAUAUUACGCGUACCUCGUAUCGAAGACGAUCGCCUCCUGGAUAUGGCAGACGUACUUUGAAUCAAACCCGUUUAACCGUCAGUCUGGCGAAAAGUACCGGGCUGAGAUACUAGCCCACGGAGGAGCCGUGCCCAGUCGAAAGCUGGUGGCCAACUUCUUGCAGCGAGAAAUGACUCCAAGCGUGCUGGCUGACAGCCUUAUAACUGAGAUCGAUACUGACGAGUCCAAGAUCAAGGAUCUGAUGGUCAGCAGAAUCUAACUCCAUCCGCUCUACACAACAUUUAAUUUGUAUUUAUGCACAUACAUACAUACUAUGUGUGUAUGUUCAUUCUUCGUUCAUUAUACUUAAAUUACUUUAA
Molecule: messenger RNA, 2295 nt
Organism: Drosophila kikkawai
Lineage: Eukaryota; Metazoa; Arthropoda; Insecta; Diptera; Drosophilidae
Product: mitochondrial intermediate peptidase
Biological process (GO): peptide metabolic process
Cellular component (GO): mitochondrion
Molecular function (GO): metalloendopeptidase activity
Source: RefSeq, a predicted model, not a curated record